Phycodurus eques (leafy seadragon) is the source of this 9106-nucleotide messenger RNA. RefSeq names its product polycomb group RING finger protein 3. The record is from RefSeq and is a predicted model, not a curated record. Gene Ontology annotation, biological process: regulation of transcription by RNA polymerase II. Lineage: Eukaryota; Metazoa; Chordata; Actinopteri; Syngnathiformes; Syngnathidae. Bases 4498 to 5247 code for a protein of 249 amino acids. The transcript is spliced from 10 exons. Gene Ontology annotation, cellular component: PRC1 complex.
CUUUUGUCACCACUUGCUAUUAUUACAUGUUCAGUUUAUACCAUACAUGUAGAUGCUCCAUCCAAGGGCGAGGUGCAAAUUUGCCCAACUUCCAGCAUGUAGGCAUUUCUCUACCUCAUCAAUCGAGAUUCAUCCCAUAGUCUGUAUCUUCUAGCCAAAAUCUGUGCUGAUCGCAAAUCCGACGGGAUGCAACGGCCCCAUCUAAAGGUAGCUGUUAUUCAUUACAUCGGGUUGCAGACCUGAAUUUCACAGACAAACUGGGCGAGACCCUCUUCUCCACCUACCCAUUGGAAAAACGGACUUGACGAGUAUAUACAUUGUUGGCAGUAAACGGUUGGAUUCCAGUUGACGAAUAUAAACUUCCACAGCAAUGAGUGAAUUAAUUCGCUCAUUUUCAUACGAGGGGAAAAAAGAAGUUUAGCAUUGUAAUCAGGCAGUUUAGCUCGAUUGUGGUCCUAACGUGCCGACGCGUAAGAUUUAUUAUGUCUGUUGCCCAAAAAGCCAAAGAAAAAGUUAAAUCAUCAUUAAUUCAAGAGGCAUAUUUUGCUGUUAGCGUUGUUUUUAGCGUUAACUUUGACUUAGUCCACUCACUUUACGUAACCUUUGGUGCAAGUCACUGACAAAAGACAUCCAUAGUUAAUCCAAGAUGUUUUGUGAAUUCAGAGGCUCUUUUUGCUCUUAGUGUUGUUUUUAGCAUUAGCCUUCCAUCAGUCCACACACUAGAUGUACAUUCUAGAAAGCAUUUCGCCAAAGAAAACCAAUCAAGAAGUGGAUGUUUGUGCACUUGUAAGGCCAAAGCUAUAAACAACGUUAACAGCAAAAUACGCCCCUUGGGUUAACUGUGUUUGUUUGUUUUUUGGGGGAUGAUACACAUUCUAAAUAUUACAAGAAGUGAAAAGUACUUAACCUCCGUAAUAAAUCUGUUUCGUUUUUGGUUUACGUCAUGCAACCGCUGUAAUUUUAAAAGAUGUUUCGCCCCCCCAAAAAAAGAGAAAAAAACAAUAGUGGUUAAUACAAGAGGCGUAUUUUGCCGUUAGCAUUGUUUUUAGCAUUAGCUUUGAUCUGUUUUGACCGUCGGCCACAGUUACCAUAAACAACUGUUCUCGUUUUAACAUUCUUAAUUGUCAUACACUUGUGCAAUGACGUUAUCACAGUAGUAAGGCAGCUUGGCUCAAUUUUGGUGUUAACAAAAUGAUUACGUGCAACAUCCAAACAUUGUUUGUCCAAGACAUUUUGUGUGACCGCAGAGGCAUAUUUUGUUAGCAUUGUUUUUAGCAUUUGCCUUGCCAUACCAUCAGUGCCAUUGUCUUCUUGAUUUGUUUUGAUAGUGGGCAAACUUUAAUUUAACCGACUAAGAUGCUUAACUUCCAUACAAGUGUAAAAAAAAAAAAAAAAAAAAAAAAAGUAGUUUUUAGCUUCAGUCUUCAGUGAGUCACCUCAUUUUAUUUAACUUUUAGAAUGCGUGUCACCAAAAAAAAAAAAAAAAGCCAAACAUAGUUACAUUGCUGCAAUUAUUUUUGGGUUUUAGCGUUGGCCUUCUGUGAGUCCGCUCACUUCGCAUAACUUUUAGAACGUGGGAAAGAUACCGACUUGGAAUGGGGGGUUGAAGUCAAUUAAUUUCCCUGCACAUGCUAAUAAGUCUGGCUCUUGAAUAAAAGCCAGUUUUGCCAAACCUGUGUGAAAGGGGCAAGUGUUAACGAAUUGUGGUCAGCUCGCCCCCAUAGUGUUGGCAUUGAAACUAAAACCCCUUUCAUACUGCCCAUCAAAGCCAGCCUUUUCAUCUGUCGCUGCCCUGUGUGAAUGAGAUGAUCAGAGAUGUAGGCUGCGUGAAAGUAGUGGAAAACCGGGAUCAGGGUGCGACCUUUAACACACCAUUUUAUCUCUUUGGGAGACACUUAAUUAUCCUGCUUUUGUGGGUUGUGUGUGAAAGGCACAGUCUGAUGACUCCUGACUUGACCACUAUUUUGUUAAAACUGUCACACUAUUCAUCAAUGUAGGCAUUUUCCUUUUUCUCAUCGCUGUGAAAGGUACCGACACAGUCACAGAAUAGGCGGUUGGAUCCUCCGUCGGGGGUAGUAUUAGAGGCGGGUGUAAUUAAAAUCCGGGACCUGGCUGCAAAGUUGUACACAUAGUUUUACCUGUUUGCGGAACGCUUCAUCAUCUGUGGCAUUUUCUUGCGUGUGUUCUGUGUAGAAGGUACCGACACGGAAUGGGAGGUUGAAGUUGACUCGCAAAUUUCCCAUCUUUUGCGGUAGUAUCAGAGGUAGGACGGCAUCCGGGUUAAAGGGAAGAUUUAACACCUGACACUUCUCCUGUCCUGUGGUAUCAAUUGUGGCGCACAAAAACAGUGCCGUGUGAAAGGCACGUGCAAAUAAAUGACAAAUCUUCUGUUAUGUCUUGGAAUGUUGUGUAAACUUUGUGUGAAAGGGGCUAAAGUCUCUUUUUGCAGCAGAUCUAAGAGCAGACAAGGCAGUGACAAUUGUGACAACGGGGAGAAGAAGUGAGUGUCGGGUUUUAAACUUCACACCCCUGUCCUGGCUUUUCGGUCACCUUUCAUACAGCCGCCGUCCUGCCUAUAAUACUAAAAUUGUUUCAUUUGCAGAUUGACUUGACCGCACCCCCAUUUUGUGUCCCGUAUUCCAUGUACCGUUCACACGAUACUACCUCCAAAGUGGGAAAAUUGGUCGUCCGAUCUCGAGCACCUCGUCCUGUGUCGGUACCUUACACACGGGACAGCGCUGGAGGAAAAGGCCAGCUUGGAUAGGCAGUGUGAAAGGGUCUCAAGUCUCUGUUUGCUGAAGGUCCCCGUCUGCUCUCGGACCAUCACAAUUGUUUUGACCUCUAUAACUCCACCUGACACCCCUUUGCCGCAUUCACGGGUGUCACUAGCCCGGAGGUCAGCAGGUUAACAGCCUGUCAAGACGAGGGACACUUUGACUCCAGCCGUUUAGCGGCGCAACAGGUGGAAGUUGACAGCUAGUCGGUGUAUAGCCAAGAAAUGUAUUGAUUUCAAUAUUGACUUUGUGUGAGCAAGUAGUAGUAGUUUUAAGGUCAAAACUACCACUUUUCCUGGACAAAUAUUUCACUUUUGAAAUAUUUGUGUAGUUUUUAAGGAAACAUUAUGCAUGCUUCAUGUAGCCUUUUUGUGAGCAAAUAGUAUUUUAAUGACAAAAUAUUACAUUUAGAUGGGAAACCACUAUAUUGCUGGCUAAAUAAAGCACUGCUGAGUGUGACAAUACGUCCAUCCAUCCAUCCAUUGUUCUGAGCCGCUUCUCCUCACAAGGGUCGCGGGAGUGCUGGAGCCUAUCCCAGCUAUCAUCGGGCAGGAGGCGGGGUACACACUGAACCGGUUGCCAGCCAAUCGCAGGGCACAUACAAACAAACAACCAUACGCACUCACAUUCACACUUACGGGCAACGUAGAGUCUUCAAUUAACCUAGCAUGCAUGUUUUUGGGAUGUGAGAGGAAACCAGAGUGCCCGGAGAAAACCCACCCAGGCACGGGGAGAACAUGCAAACUCCACACAGGCGGGGCCGGGGAUUGAACCACGGUCCUCAGAACCGUGAGGCAGACGUUCUAACCAGUCGGCCGCCGUGACAAUGCAUAGUGUGCAAAAUAUUUGAGCAGUGUUUUUUCAAGCAAAACCACGUUUUCAUGUCUAAUGUAGCCUUUUUUUGUGAGCAAAUGGUGUUUUAAUGGCGAAAUAAUUGCAUUUAAAAUGGGAAAGUCGCUUGUUUAAGCAAAAACUGUGUUUGUGAACAAAUACCUCCUUCCCCAUUGAAAUGAAUGGAAAUGCCAUUAAUCUGUUCUAGCCUCCCCAAAAACCCAACAAAAAUGCUUGUAAUUUAUUUUAAUGUAAUGUUUUUUAAUAGGAAAAAUGGCCCUCUAUAGUAUUGUUGUUGAUUUAAAAAAAACAUCUUGUAAUAAAAAAAAUUAAAUAAAAUGUAGACAAUUGUGCAUCAUGAUUGAUUUACAGUGGCUCCUUCUGGUGUGUGCGACUUGGCCACGCGGAGGCACGAUAAAAUUGUCAGGCAGAGAAAAAUGAAGAAGAGUUCCACAACUUCUGUGACUCUGUGAGCUGCAGUAAUUUUAGUGGUUUUAUGCAGAAGAUUAAGAAUACCGGUAUAUGCCUGUGAAUAUUGUUAUAUUGUCUGUCUACGUGUUACUACAUUGUUUGUGUUAAAUAUCCAUCCAGAUGACCUAUAUAUUUCACUAACAAGUUCUCUUGUGUUUUUUUAUUUUUUACUUUUAUUUUAUUUUUUCUUAAGACAAUGAAGCUGGCAAUCAUUUCCAAUAAUUGCCCUUGAAUAGCCACUUUUUCAUCGCCAAAAUUGAUGUGCCGCCAUGUGUUGAGGUGACAUCAUCGACAGAACUGGAGACCAAAUUCGCUGCAAAGGAAGGCUCAGAUGAGAGGCCGUCCAUGAUGUGGAGCUAACGCCACCAGCUGCUAAACCAGCAGGAAGAGACGUGGACGCGGCGACAUCCACAGCCCACGCAUGGCGGUAUUAGGGAACCCUGACAUGCUGACGAGGAAGAUCAAACUCUGUCAUAUUAACGCCCACAUCACGUGUCGACUGUGCGAAGGUUACCUGAUUGACGCCACCACCGUCACAGAGUGCUUGCACACAUUCUGUCGAAGCUGCCUUGUGAAGUAUCUGGAAGAGAACAACACGUGUCCCACAUGCAGGAUUGUUAUUCAUCAGAGCCAUCCACUGCAGUACAUCGGCCAUGACAGAACAAUGCAAGACAUUGUGUACAAGUUGGUACCCGGACUUCAAGAGGCGGAGAUAAAGAAGCAGCGGGACUUCUACCAGAAGUUGGGCAUGGACGUGCCCGGCGACAUUAAAGGGGACCUCUGCAACAUGAAGACUCAUCUGGACCAGCACAAUGGAGAAACCAAGUCCGAGGACUCGACCAAUAAGGAAGCAGGAGAGGAGAAAGCAGAAGAGGACAACGACUAUCACCGUAGCGAUGAGCAGGUGAGCAUCUGCCUGGAGUGCAACAGCAGCAAACUGCGAGGCCUCAAGCGCAAGUGGAUCCGAUGCUCUGCGCAGGCCACGGUCCUCCACCUCAAGAAGUUCAUCGCCAAAAAGCUCAACCUGACCUCCUUUAACGAGUUGGACAUUUUAUGCAAUGAGGAAAUCCUGGGCAAGGACCACACUUUGAAAUUUGUUGUCGUGACGAGAUGGAGAUUUAAGAAAUCGCCCCUCCUGCUCCAUUACAGACCCAAGAUGGAUCUGCUGUAGCUCAAACGGACACACCAUUUCUUGUUUUAGUUUUGUUUUUAAUUUUGUAUUUUCUCGUCGUCGAUCCUGUCCCGGUGUGCUGUUUUUAACCAACGUAUGCAAAGACGAUCAACCAGCAGCAGCGAGUAAACGUCACAACAACAAAACCACACUCAACACAAAAAGCCAGCAACUCGGGGAGGUACCACAACACUGGCGUUGUUUCCUUUUUUUAAAUGUUGUUUUUAUUUUAAUUUUUUUAUUCCAUUUUUUUUUUUUUUUUUUUUUCAUUUUUGCGCGCUACAUCCGAGAUAUGUGAAAAAGAAGAAAGGAAAAGACAAAAAAAAGAAAUGGAGAUAAAGCAUAUAUUUAUACUUUUGUACAGUUUAAGAAGAGACACAACCAUAAAAAGACACUACACUGGUGCUCUGUUUACAUGCAAAUGAGAUGUCGGGGGCGGGCGGGGGUCACGUGACCAUCUUUCGGCCAAUCGCAGCGUAGGAUGAAAUGUUUUAUAUGGUUUUGUUAUUAGGGACGAAGAUUUUCUAUGCGUGUCCAUCUUAAGCUGGCUAUGGAGUUAAACGUCUCUGAAUGUGUCUUUUUCGCCCAGGCCCCGCCCCUUUUCCCAUCUAAUUUGCUAUUGAUGAUUGUCCAUUGUGAAUAGGCUUUGUGUAGUAAUUUAUGUUCUAUAUAAUGUACAUACAAUGUGCUUAUAGGAAGCGAGCGGCAGAGAAUAAGAGAGAGACUUUUAGACUGUUAAAAACAGAACGCGUCCAGAAGUGCUAUCUAUAUCAAAAAUAUAUCUUCUUUUUACAUUUUUUUAAAAUGGUUUUGCUAUUAUUUGAACAAAGCAGAUCUGCGGCGUAACAGCUCCCGCCACCUGUCCUCUAUCCCGUCCCGUCUCUUCUGAAUGACAGCAACAAUUCUGCAUCAUUAAAAUGCCUCCCCCCCCCCCCACACACACACACACGAAAUGUUAAAAAAAAAAAUUGUUUGAAAGGGAAAAUUGAUGCAUCAGCGCUGUUUUUAUUUCAUUUAUCCAUCUCUAAUUUUCAACACAAAGCCCAGCAAAGGGGAAUGUAAAAUGCCAGAUCAAAAGCUGUAACAUAAGAUUCCGGCAUUAGCCGCCUCUUAUCUUUUGACACAGAGAACAGCAAAGGUGAUAAAUGCCAGAUCAUGAGCUGUAACAGUCGAUAUAGGCAUUUAUGAAUUUACCUUUUUAACACAGUGCCCAUAAAUGUUCGAUCAAGACACGUAAUAGCAGGUCUGACAUUCUUUCUCUACCUUUUGACACGGAGUCCAGCGAAGGGAUAAAUGCCGGAUCAAGAGCAUUUAUUUGUAGGGUCUCUGUGUGAAAAGGGUGCACGGUUGACUUUGUUCAGCACUUUGACGCAGACACGCUGCAACAUUGCUGCAUCAAAACCCAGAAUUGAUCUGUAUUCAUCUUUUGCCACAGAGCCCAGUAAAGGGGAGAAAUGUUCUGACUGUGAUGCGGCCAUUUUGCAGCGUCUCUGCGUGAAAUUGCCGAAGGGGUCCCGCCAAUCAAAUCUGCCGCAGAUGUCCAUUUAAUUACAUUUUCCACCCUCUUUUAACAGCCAUGUUGAAAUCAGACUGUGGCCAGGCUGUCCUGUUUCAUCAAAUAACUGCAAAUUCUCCCUUUUAAAACGACACGUACCGAGAAGAAAACGCUCCGUUUGAACUUUUGCCGACAGAUGUCGCGUGAUGCUGUUUUUUUUUUUGUUUGCAUUUGGAAACCACGGUGAUGUCUAGCGGAUCAGCCGAGAGACUGAGUUGGGUGUAGAAAUGUCAAACAAGGUGCUCCAAAUCCAUCAGUCUGAAUUUUCUAGUGUUUUUUGUUGUUGUUGUUGGUGUUUUUUGUUUUUCUUGAAUUUGUCAUGGCUGACAACACGACACAUGCUCAUUGUUGUUGUUGAACGUUGGCGAAAACAACCGAGUGUUAAUCUCAGUCCAGUCGUGACAUUGGUGCUUUCUCUGGUGCUAACCCAAAACCCCUGUUGGACUGCAUAUUCCCUCCCCCCUCACAAAACAUGGCUCCCUAUUGGCUCGGUUCUUUGCUUCUUGAUUGGCAGGCUGUCUGCAGUCCUUUCAUAUGAAGACUGUGCAAAAAUUGCAGCAACAGAAGAUCCGGCAUUUAUCCAUCUUUAUCGUUUGACUCAAAACCCGACAAAGGGAACAAAUGCCAGAUUUUCUAUUACUGCACCGAUGCAGUGAUUCUCCAGGGUCUCCGUGUGAAAGCAGAAGUUUUCACCUCAGACCUCUGUUAGGUUUUGAAGUGUUAAUUUUGUAAGGUCACUGUGUGAAAGAGAGAGUUGCCAUAUCAGUGCCCAGCCAAGGGGAUGAAUGCCGGAUCUUCUGUGUUCUGUGUCACUUUUCUCUGUCACACAGAGACCCUGCAAAAUUGACGCAUUGGAGCCAUAACAGAAAAUCUGGCAUUUCAAUCUUGGCCGUAUCGUUUGCCACAGAAUUCAAUAAAGGGGAUGGAUAUGUUCCGGUCCCGAUGCCACGAUUUUGCAGGAGAUAUUGUGAAAGAGACCUUUUGUCACAUAGACGUACAAAAGGGUUAAUGUUCUCUGUCAUGCAGAGAUCCUGCAAGAUUGCCACAAUUGUGCAGCAUCUCUGUGUAAAAGAAGGUUGUUGCAUCAGAGCCUUAACAGAAGAUCUGGCUUUUAUACGGGCAUUACUUUUUGCCAAAGAACCCAGCAAAGGGGAUCUCUGUGUGAAAAAAGCUGAAGGCCUGUCAAUCAAGUCGCGCUGCGUAAAAAUCAGCUCUUUGGCUCAUUUUCACUUAAACGUCCGUGAGCAUUUUUUAAACUUUAUUUUUUAUUUUUAUUUUAUUUUUUUGCAUUCUGGAUUCCUGAUGUCCACGUCGGCGUGUAUCACACACACAAACAACACGACGCGUGUGUUCUUUUUCAGGUUUGAAGAAUGAAGGACAAAUGUGCAAUAUGGCUUUUCAUGUGUGUUUCCAGUCAGGUCCUCAGGUCACAAAAUGCCUUCUCAGCGUUCACCUUUGUACCCCAGCCCCCAAAAAAAAAAAAAAAAAAAAAAAAACACCACUCCAUCCCCACUCUCCCCUCCGCCCCUUUGCCUACUUUUUGUAUUAUUUAUUGCGGCUAUGUAAUGAAAGCGAUUUCCUUGGCGAACCUUUUUGGAGGGGGUUGCGGUUCGAGAGCGGGUCCUGAAUUUCUUAUCUUCAAAAAAAAAAAAAAAAACCACAGAAGCUUUUGUCCAAACUUAAACUGUGUAUUUAAUCAAUAAAUGCCUUUUAAAAGUUGCCGGCUGCUCUGUGCGCUGUCCUUUUGCUACCUGAUGCGGUCAAGAGGUUCAGAACAUGGGCUGCUGCCACGGGGAACAAUGUGGACAAAAAAAGAAAAAAAAAAUGAAUGCCAGAGAUUUGCUGGGUCUCUGUAAAAUACAUGAAAUUCACUAGAAAUAGUCCUUUUUUCAUGCCGAGACCCUGCAAAAUUGCAAUAACAUGAGUCGUAACCUGUCUGGUAUUUUGCUGUUUUUACCUUUGUACGCAGAACACAGCAAAAGAGAUGAAUGCCACCUCGUGUGAUGUGGUAAUUUUGCAGGGUCUCCAUGUAAAAAAGCUGAAACGGACGAGAAAUACUCUUUUAUACAGAGACUCUGCUAAAUUGUACCACCAUGAGAGACAUACCUGUUUGGCGUUUAGCCAUCUUUACCGUUUUACACAGAACCCAGCAAAAGGGAUGGAUGGCAGGUCUACUGAUUUGAUGAUUUCUCAAAGUCUCUGUGUGAAAGAGCUGGAACAGACCAAGUCCUCUUUCACGAAGAGACCCAGCAAAUUUGCAAUGCUAUUCUUUACAGUUUUACACAGAGCCCAGCAAAGGGGAUG